CUGUAAUCCUGACUCCUCUUGCAGGCUCUUCUCCCACUCACCGCAUGGUCAGUAUGUAAAUGCUUACUAUGUGGAUGUUAUAAUUGCGAAGGAAGGCCUGCGCCUGUAUUGGUUCGACGAUGGAUCCGUCUCCUUUGCCCGACUGAAUGCAUUUUCUGUCGCGAAUUUCGGUCGCAUCCUCGGAGCCAUGCUAUUCGGAUAUCAUCAGACCAAGGAAGAGGAAUCGGCGAGCGACCUGCUGCCGUCCGAUGAGGGUUGCGUCGGGGAAAUCGGCAGACCUCCUUCACGGCUACAUGCCCGCGCAUCCAAGGUUCUUCACUGGGGGGCAGGCGGACUGCUAUUUCUCUGGUUCGCCGCGACUUUUUGGGCAGCCUGCUUGACGCUGUGGCCAGUGAGGGAUGGCGAACUUCUUAUAGCAGAAGACCACUCACUCAAUGUCCCUACCUUUGACUAUGAGAUAUGGGAAUUCAGUCUGACAACAGACUACACGCCAAACUGGGACAACCUUACUACAGACGCGGAGGCAGACGCGGAGAUGGACAGGCUGAAAGCGGCGUGGGACAGGUUAAUGCCAGUCGGGCGAGGAGUCAUCUACUCGACGAAGAAUUUGGAUAUGCUCCCGCCUGGGCGAGUGCAUCAUGACGACGGCGAUAGGGGUGUCCACUCGGUGGCCGUCUACCACGAGCUCCAUUGCCUUUUCUCCAUCAUGACGGCUUUCCACAACUCAAUCAUCGGUCGCCAACCACACCUGGAACACAUACGCCAUUGCUUCGAGUACCUGCGACUGGCGCUGAUGUGCUACGGGGAUACCACGCUGGAGGGCAUCAACGACGUCACGCUCAACUUUCAGCACGAUGGCGGUGCUGCCAAGGCCGGCUCGAGACACGUCUGUAAGAACUAUGAUCAGGUGUACGACUGGGCACAACAGCACAGGGCCGACAAUGUCGCAGGCAUUGUUCAUGAGAGGCGGUGAUCCCAAGCUAGGACAAGUAGAAAGUGAACCAGAGACCCUGGUUCUGUCUUGGACGUUUUUGGGGUGGAUGGAACAGUGGAUGGAGCAAGCAAGACAUGCAGCCACCGUUACC
This is a messenger RNA of Sodiomyces alkalinus F11, 1085 nucleotides long. RefSeq lists its product as hypothetical. The record is from RefSeq and is a predicted model, not a curated record. The transcript has 4 exons. The coding region runs from base 188 to 973 and encodes 261 amino acids. NCBI's taxonomy places the organism in Eukaryota, Fungi, Ascomycota, Sordariomycetes, Glomerellales, Plectosphaerellaceae. Gene Ontology annotation, biological process: mycotoxin biosynthetic process.